Messenger RNA from Cuculus canorus (common cuckoo), 6629 nucleotides. It is a transcript of the gene RNF44, whose product is annotated as ring finger protein 44. The record is from RefSeq and is a predicted model, not a curated record. Bases 2585 to 3913 code for a protein of 442 amino acids. The transcript has 11 exons. Lineage: Eukaryota; Metazoa; Chordata; Aves; Cuculiformes; Cuculidae.
CAAUGAAAAUAAUAAGGCCGGCUCCAUAGCAGUAUCUAAAAAUACUGCUAAUGCGGAGUGCCUGCUGAGCUCCUUUGUUUGGCACCUUUGGGUGUUUGCUUUGAGUCUGGCUGGGCAGCGGGAGCCAUGGUCUGCGGUGUUGCGCCCCUUGGGCGGUGGGUUUAGGUUAGCAGGUGGACUGUGGCCCCUCUGUGCCCCUCGGCUCGGGUAGAUGUACCAGCAGAGCUGGGGCAGGCGUUGGCUUGGGAGGUGAGGUGGGAGUCUGGCUGCGGUUGGGAGGCUCUGGUGUAACCCCUCUGCACACAGCCGUGCAAGGAGUCACAGUGAGAUGCUGGGGCUUUGUGCCCCUCAGCCUUGUUUGCAUCUGAGGACACUGAUGUGUGGCUGUCACUGUGUCCCAGCGAUUUGCCCUGAUGGCCCUGGCAGAUACCAGAGCGCCAGCCUGCUUACAGGCAGCUCAGUGGUGAUUCAGAUUCACACCCAGACGGUGUGGUCUGUCCAGGCCUUGUGCAGCCCGAGCUGCCUCCACAGCGUGUCCUGGCACCAGCAGGGGAAGGACUGUGGCAUCUGGCUGCUUUGUGGCUGAGCAAAGGUGGGCAGGAGGGGUCUGGAGCGGAGGGUGCUGGGUGGCUCCUGGGUGCUGGCCAGGGCGAGGCCUCUCCGGGGCACUGAUCUCCACUCUGUGGGCAGGUGGGCACCCUGCCCGUCCGCUGCCUGUGCUCCCGCUGCUGCUGUGGUCCCUCCAUCUGCUGCUGGGAGCCGGUACCUCCCUGCUGCAGUGGAGAGAGAGGCUUGCAGGGGUGGCGAGAGCCAUCUGGAGCCCUGGCUGCUGCAGCCCCUGGCCUGGCACGCUGGCAGGGGGAAGGUGGUGUGUGGUAGGGCAGCAGCGGAGGGCCAGAAAGUGCAGGGAAUAGUGCGCUUCUGCGCUGGAGUCUCUGCGAUGAGUUUCCUCCACUUCGUGUGCAGGAAGGUCAGAGCAGUGGUGACUGGUGUUGCCUCCCAGUUGAUGCUUGCGGAGAACUCCAACUCCAGCCAUCAGCCGUGAGAGCUGAGCCUUGUCCCUCUUACCUUGGAGCAGGUGGAGAGGCAACACCCUGCUGCAUGCCGGGCUGCCUCUCCUUUAGAGGCAUGGCUGCAUUUUUGGUGGUGCUGGGCUCUCCCUUUGCUGGAGGGGGAGCGUUGCUGCUGCCUCCGCACUUUGUGAGGUACUGAAUCUGACCUUCCAAGCCGCGCAUGGCAGUGACAUUCCCUUGAGUGGUGAAACACGCCAUCCUUACCUGCCGUGCUGCUUGUCUCCCCUCUGGUGAGAGAGGAACAAAGAAUGGGGAGAUGGCAAAUCCCUAUUGAUUUGCACCGUGGGAGCUGCCCGCUGUGUGUUCGCGGCUGCCUGCCUGGGACCAGGCCUCUGCGAGGGGAAUUGAUCAAGCUGUAAAACCCAGAGCCAGCUAAUGAAAUAGGGACUAUAGAUUUUUAUUUUAAAUGGAAGAGAGUUUAGGGGAGAUUUAAUUAUCCCUGGUUUAUGGACCUGUUAAAGGAAUGAAAUAACAGCCAGCAGGUAGGGCCUGGGCUUUGGCUCGCGGCACUUCUUCCAGGUGUGUGCAGAGCUGGCAGCCACCCCAGGGCAAUGGCAGGGAGUGAGGUGAAGUUGCUCAGAGCAGAGCAGGACUGGGCAAAGUCCUGCUUGUCCUGCCAGGUGUCCCUGCUUCCCCGGUGGGAGUAUCUGCCUAGAAGAGCAGUGGGGCUGACCCUGGGGAGGUGGGCUUCCAGCCCACAUGAGGGAUUGGUGUAAGAAAAGCUCUCCUUGUCCUUGGGGGUUGGUGUGGACCCAUCCUUGUGCUGGUGGACAUCAGAGAGUUCAGGAGCCCUCUGCUCACUGGGCUGUUUUCCCCCACGUAUUGUUUCCCAGGGGCUGUGGGCACCAAGCUCUCACUGAAGCCUGUGUACCUGCAUGGAGCGUGUGGGGUUUGUAAAUGAGCGCUGCAGAGCGCUGGGAUUUGCUGGGCUUAGCUGUGUGUUGGACACAAGCUGUAACACUGUCACUACAGCCACUCCUACUGUGUGCAUCCACUACACCAUCACGUGAGGCCGCGGGGCACAGCUAGGGAGUUGGUGGCUGGGCAGCCAGUAGCGAGCGGCACAGCACUGGUUUUUGGAAGAAAAGCAUGGAGGUUUUGGAUGCUUUUGGUUUAUCAACUCUGAAUCGAGGAGCCAGUGCAUGGCAUUUUCCCACCAUCCCUUGGCUCCCUGCUUGGGGCAAGCUGGAGAAACGUGAUUUGUCACCUGCCCUGUGUAGGUGAAUGGUUGGCCAAGGGUUUUGUGUGCCCACCGGGCAGGCGCAGCACAUGGAGUCCCAGUUUGGUAUGUUGGAGGCUGCUAAAAUGUCCAAGGAAGCUGCUGGUGCUGGAGAGCCCUGCCAGAGGCCCUGUGACAUUGGCCUGGCAGGAGCUCGGGAGAGCCAGGCCCUGAGUCCUGCAGUCACCAAGCUGCAUGAGGAUGUCUCCCUGGGACAGGAUCCAAGGUGCUGGUGUCUUGCCCUGCCUGGAGCCUGAGGUCCCACGUGCCCAUCCGCCUCCCGACGUCACCAAUGCGACCAUGGGAACUGACAGUGAAUAGGCGGCCACCCUCUGCCCCUUUUAACCAGCGCCGUUUCUCUGGGGGACCCUGCAGCAGCCCCGACAACCUCCGGCGAAGCCCCCCUGCCAGGCGUCAGUGGGGACGACGCGACCGACCUCUGGCAACCCUGCUGGGCCAGGAUGAGCCGCAGCUGCACCCUGCCUUCCCCCAGCAGCCGCACAUCCCUGUAGAUGAGCCCCGCGCCUACGCUCUCCCCAGCACGCCACCACGAAUGCUUCACCCAGCUGCUCACCCGCCCCACCAGAACCCAUUCAUGGUGGAUCUGCAUGACCAGGUGCACCAGGGACCCGUCCCUCUGUCCUACACGGUUACCACCGUCACGACGCAAGGCUUCCCCAUCCACGCCGGCCAGCACAUCCCUGGGUGCAGCACCCAGCAGCUCCCAGCAUGCUCAGUGAUGUUCAGUGGACAGCACUACCCGCUCUGCUGCCUCCCGCCCCCGCUGAUCCAGGCAUGUGCCAUGCAACAGCUCCCCGUCUCCUACCAGACGUUCCCCCCCAUCAUCUCCAGCGACCAUUACAUCCUGCACCCCCCACCGCCGCCAGUGGCUCCCCACCAGCCACCCCACAUAGCCCCCCUGGGGCAGUUCGUACCUCUCCAAGCCCAGCACCCGCGCAUGCCUCUGCAGAGGAUAGACAAUGACGUGGACCUGCGAGGGGAGCAGCACCCCAUCGCAGGCUUCACGUACCCCCCGUCCCACCACGCUCCCACGCUGUCCCCCUCUGUGCCGCUGCAUUACCUUCCCCACGACCCGCUGCACCAAGAACUGCCAUUCGGCGUGCCAUAUCCCCACAUGAUGCCCCGGCGGCUGAACACCCAGCGGUACCGGCUGCAGCAGGCGCUGCCCCCUCCACCACCCCCUCCACCGCCUCCCCCAUACUACCCGAGCUUCCUGCCCUAUUUCCUCUCUAUGCUUCCCGUGUCGCCGACGGCCGUGGGGCCCACAAUCAGCCUAGACCUGGACGUGGAUGAUGUGGAGAUGGAGAAUUAUGAGGCACUGCUGAACCUGGCUGAGCGGCUCGGGGAGGCCAAGCCGCGGGGACUCACCAAAGCAGACAUCGAGCACCUCCCAUCCUACCGCUUCAACCCUGAGAGCCACCAGUCGGAGCAGACCCUGUGCGUCGUGUGCUUCAGUGACUUUGAGGCCCGGCAGCUUCUCCGUGUCCUGCCCUGCAACCACGAGUUCCACGCCAAGUGUGUCGACAAAUGGUUAAAGGCGAACCGCACGUGCCCCAUCUGCCGGGCAGAUGCAUCGGAGGUGCAGCGGGAGGCGGACUGAGGCUGGCGGGUGCUGUGCCACACAAUUUGCUACAGGACAAGGACGCCGGGCCAGGGGCGGGGGCUGCUGCCCGCUGCCAGGGCCUGACCCUGCGCUUACCCCCUCUCCCCAAAGCCUCUCCUCAGUUGUGGUGAGCAUUGAGCAGACCGGGCUCCCGGCCAGCCCUUCUCCUCCCUGCGGGGCACGGACUCGGCCGGACGCCUGCCGGCUGCGCUCCUGGGGCCCUGAAUCUUGUGCUGGAGGUGGGAGGCGUGUGGCCGUGCCCUCCACGCUCCAAGGACGCUGUUGUUGCUCCCAUCACUUUCCAGGUUUUUGUACUCCGCUAGGGAAUUAGUGUUUUUUCCCUUUGUCACAUUUUUUUUUUUUUUUUUCUUCAUGGCAGGGUUUGUUUUUUUCCUGUUUCCUUUUCCGUUGUGUUUUUUGGUUUCGUGGCCGUUUGACCAAGCGGCGCAGGCAGCUCCUCCGCAUGGGGUUGCUCGCAGAGGAUGCAGGGAGGAGAGAGGAGGGAGCGUUGUGGGUUUGAUGCCGGCAGCACCCUGAGCUGGAGUGCUGAGCCAGCAGCUGGAGGAGGUGGCCGGCAGAGCACGGCCCAGGUGGGACACCAGCAACCCUGCGGCAUGGCUGGGGCAGGAACACCUCCAUCCCCGCUUCCGCACGCAGCCCCUUUCCUGCCUCGGCUGCCCUGGGGAACCCUGGAGGGUUGUGGCUGCUCGGGGUCUUUCUCUGCUGGGAGGACGGUGCUGGCACGGCCCCGGCCCCUCUUCCCGUUCAUUCCCCGUGCUGAGCCGGGCCGCGUGGCGCCCUGUGAGGCAGCCAGGCCUGGGAGGGACCCCAUCCCCAUGGCCAGGGGUGCACAGUGGCCCUGCGGUGCCACCCAGCUCCUGCUGUCGUUUCUCUGUCCCGCUGCCAUAAACCUCAACAGCCCCGUGCCCCCCGUCCUGCAGGCUGGACGGCGCGGUGCCGCGGCCGGGGGGCAGCAGGGGGGCUGCAGAGCUGCGGCAGGCGCCCCCAGCUCCGCACAGGGGGGGAUUUUAUCCAUAACCUCAUGGUGUAUUUCCAGUGCUACCCUGGCCCUGCCCCGGCCGGUGGGGGGGGAGCCACGAGCUGCCCCCUGCCCGCACGAAUGGCCAGGUGGGCACGGGGCUGGGGGAGAAGCCGCUGCCGCCGCCUUACUCCAGCAAUCCCGCGUGGCCGAAGUUGUUUUGCAUGAUUAAUUAGCGAGGAGGGUGAUGGGAGGCGGUGUUGGCGGAGGGGGGAGGAACGCCCUCCCCUCACGGCGGGGAGCCUCCGAGCGGACGCCAGCCCUAUGUAAAUGUUCACAAAUAUGCAUGCAUGUCUGACCAGCUUGGAACGUGGUCUUGGCUACGUCUAGCCGGCUGUGGGGUGAGGGGGGGUGGGGAGAGGGGUUUUUGUGCUCAGCUGAUACUGCCAUGCACUGUACUGCACAUGUCCGCAACGCCACAGCAGGACCGUGAGACUUUCAGGGCCGUCCCCGCGGGGCUGCGCCGCUGCGGGCGGGAGGCGGUGGCCGGGGGGCCCGCGGCGUGUGCAAGGGGACGGGGUGGGAGGCUCCCCGCGGGGCGGGGGGCAGGUGGCGGGGCUGGCCCCCGGUGCCUCGACCGCCGUGCUGGGUGUGAGGCCGGUGGCCGCGCCCGGCAGGUGGUGGGGCGGGAUGGCUCCCUGCGCCGCCCCACCGUGGGCCGGGAACGCUGCCCAUCACCGGGGCAUCACUCCCCAUUGGCGGGGUGGUACCGGUGCCCGCCCAGGGCGGCAGUGACCAUCGGCUCCUCGCCUCCCACCCUGCGCGCGAGGCGUCGAGGGCCCGCGGGCGCUGGCACCGCUGGGCUCGGUGCCCCUCGGGCAGGACCCCGGCCCCCUCCCCAUCCCUCGCUCAGUGACAGAUAACCAAAGGAGUCCCCGUGCCGCGCGGUGGCCUCGCGCCCCCGGAGACGCCCCCCCACUCGUCCCCUCCCGCCCUCGCGGUGCCCAGGGAGCCAGGAAAGCCUUACGGUCCUUUGACGGCGACUCGAAAGCUCACAGCUCGUGUGCUGCAGAAUUUAUUCCAAUGAGCAGCUAAAAAAAAAAGUAUCAUUUAAAAAAAAAAUAACAAAAAAAAAUAACAAAAAAAAAAUAACUAAAAAACAAUUAUUUAGGGUGUUUGUGAUUGCUGACUGCGCUGUAGAUACCACUGUUUACCAAUGAUUUCCUGUGGUGGGAUAGUGGACUGUUUACUGUUCUAUUAUACCAGUCCCCGGGCCCUCCGGAGGGACCCCCGCGGCCCCCGCGGCUCCCCGGAAGGUGCUAGGACGUGUGUUCUGUGUUAGAAAGUUUUUAUAUAUAUAUAUAUAUAUAUAAAUAUAUAUAUAUAAUUUUUUUUGCUCUGUUACUUGCACAUUUUACAGUUACCUCAUUUUUCCCAUGUAUGUAUUUGAAAAAAGGCUAAUAUAUAGAAAAAAAAAGGUUCUUAAAGCUCUAAAAGUGUUUGGUUUUUUUCCAUUCCAUUGGAAUCAUAUUGGUUUUGUAGCAUUUAACAUAACUAGUAUGUUGUAUUAUAUAUAUGUGUAUUAUACUGAUUGAAAUUUUUAACAGAUUUGUACUUUUUUUAAAAUGAAAGUUGCUAGUUCUGCUUGACCAAGUAGUGCAAUCAUUAUUUUUUUUAAUGUUGUGGCUGAUUUUGAGAGGGAUAUUCACUAAUAAAUGUAUGAUGUAUACCAAG